Molecule: messenger RNA, 261 nt
Organism: Thelazia callipaeda (thelaziosis nematode)
Lineage: Eukaryota; Metazoa; Nematoda; Chromadorea; Rhabditida; Thelaziidae
Source: the annotation of a GenBank genome assembly
AUGAAGACGUAUGAUUUGAGUAGGCAAGUAAAUGACCCAGGUCAGGAACAAAGCUCGGAAAGAUCUUCCACAUCACAGGCGACUACCAAGAAGCAAAAAGAAGAAAUGAACCAUAACGACAAUGCUCAUCAACGCCUUGUUGCAGUGCUUCUGAAGCAAGAAGCAACCAAGACGAAACAAAAGAAUAAUGUAAAGAAGAAUGACACACAGAGUAUGAAUAAAGCGGAAGAAAAGAUUGCUGCAAAAAGAUUCGAAGCCUAA